AUGUUCAAGUUGAUCGUUGUAAGUUUGCUAUUGGUGGUAGUUGGCUCGGAUGCGUUCACGAACCCGAUAGCACUAAAUGCCCCUGACCCAUGGAUGGUCUAUUAUAAAGGUUUCUACCACCUUAUCGCAACCACCUGGAGCAAUUACUUCGGCAUAAGGAAAGCCAGAACUUUAGCUGGUCUGAAAAGUGCCCAGAACCAAGUGGUGUAUAGGUUCAGCGGUCACUCAGGAUGGGCACCAGAAAUUCAUCAAGUAAAUGAAAAGUGGUACCUUUACUACACGUCAUGCGGUCCAAAUACUAAUACCGAUGACGUCGCAUGCCAUAGGAAUCGUGUGGCAGAAAGUGCUGGGGAUGACCCGAUGGGACCCUACACUCACAAGGCCGAUUUGAUUGAUAGCGACGACGUAUUUGAAUUGGAUCCCAGUUUGAUCAAGAUCAACGGUAAACAUUAUUUAAUAGCGUCGUUCAUCCCCGAUAUUCAGAAGUUGUAUAUACGCGAACUAACCAACCCCUACACACUGGCACGUGGUGAAAAACACUUGCUAUCAGAACCGACAUUUGAUUGGGAGAGCGAUGGUGGCAGUGUUAACGAGGGACCCGAACCCCUAUACCACAACAACAGGACCUUUGUAGUUUACUCGGCUGGUUAUUGCGACACAGAGAAUUAUAAGCUCGGUCUGUUGGAGUUUAUAGGCAGAGAUCCACUCAAUAUCUCAGACUGGAGGAAAUAUCCCAAUCCUGUGUUCCAAAAAAAUAUCAGUCGUGGGGUGUAUGGACCAGGACACAACGGGUUUUUUAAGUCGCCAGAUGGAAGAGACGACUGGAUUGUUUAUCAUGCUAAUGAUAGUCCGAAUGGUCACUGCGACAUGAACAGAACAUCACGGGCCCAGAAAUUCAGAUGGGGCGCCGAUGGACUUCCCGUAUUUGGUGUUCCCGAAGCCGAAGGCGUGGAAUUGCAAGCACCAUCCGGCGAAUGA
Agrilus planipennis (emerald ash borer) is the source of this 978-nucleotide messenger RNA. RefSeq names its product extracellular exo-alpha-(1->5)-L-arabinofuranosidase-like. Gene Ontology annotation, molecular function: hydrolase activity, hydrolyzing O-glycosyl compounds. The record is from RefSeq and is a predicted model, not a curated record. Gene Ontology annotation, biological process: carbohydrate metabolic process. NCBI's taxonomy places the organism in Eukaryota, Metazoa, Arthropoda, Insecta, Coleoptera, Buprestidae. Bases 1 to 978 code for a protein of 325 amino acids. The transcript has a single exon.